Molecule: messenger RNA, 1245 nt
Organism: Cercopithifilaria johnstoni
Lineage: Eukaryota; Metazoa; Nematoda; Chromadorea; Rhabditida; Onchocercidae
Source: the annotation of a GenBank genome assembly
AUGCAUAAUCGAAUUAAGGAUGUGAAGAGUGGCAGUGACGAUAAUGGUGAUACUGUUGAAAGAAAUGAAAAGGUUUGCUUAGAUGGCAUUGAUACCAGGAAAUAUACAAGUUUUCUUACUCUAUUCAACACCUUAAAGGAACGAAAUGCAUCAUCUGUGGAUACCGAUCAUACUCGGCACUUAGCAUCUGUUCAAGAGAGAUCAGAGUAUAGAAAUGUGGCCGUGAUAAAAGACUGUGUGCCAAGUACACCGUCUCAGCGGUCGAAUGCUAUCAAUCAGAAUUCAAGUGGCGAACAUGCUCGCGAAAGCUGUCAUAUAUCCGGGGAACUGCAACCUAUUACUUUCUCUAAUAUGAAUCUCACAACGAUUGUAAACGGUACAGCGCCAUUUGUACAAUCACAUGGCUUCAAUAGCAACACCGCUCAAAGUAUCGAAACCAUUGUGGCAUCAUCUGAGAUUCAAGUGCCAUGUUCCAGCUUGUUUUUUCGUCGAUCUUUUGAAUUUCUAACACGAAAGAAAAAAGAAAUUGAAAGGAUCGAAAAGGAUGGAGUGACACGAAGUAUAUCUUUUGAUGCCACCUAUACGACAAGCAAAAGGAAAUAUCUUGGACGAAGCUCAGAUUCAGAUAUUGCACCGAUAAUCGUACAAGAAAUGGAUGACAGAACUCUGGUUUGCGUAAAUGGUGAACGCAUAGAUUUCAAGUUGAAGCAGUCGUCGGAAGAAAACAGUGGCAACUCCAAGCCAAUUAAUAAAAAAGAAGUAUCCAUUGGCAAAACUACAUCCAUUGAGGUUGAGAAUUAUGCUGAUGCAGAUAAAUCACAAGGAAUCAAAACUUUGCGUAAUAUCAACAAAAUUCUAGCAAGAAAACUGGCUAAAACGGAACGAAUAGCGCAGUUGCUUCAAAUACAGCUCAAAUUUUAUGACAAAACAAAUGACGCUAAGUUUGCGUGCAUUUUGGCUGAUGUCAUCGAUCAGCUGAAAUUACUAUUACCCAAUGAUCGAUUUCGUGAUGAAGCUUUAGAGGUUUUGAAUUCUAUGAAUCCAUCUGUUGACGUUAAUGAUGAAAAGUCUGUCUUUCUGAAUAAUUUAUUGAAAGAAAUUGAACACGACGAAACAGCGUUCUCAAAUUCCGGAACGUUACGAAAAUACUGUGAACGAUUAGUUGAAUAUGCUCGCAAGCAUCCACCCUUUCUUAUGGAACUGCAGGAUCAAAUAAAUGAAGUAAGAAUUUGUUUGUUGGAUUAG